AUGGAGAUUGGCACAGAAAUAAGCAAGAAAAUACGGGUGAGGUCAUGUCGAUACUAUUUGUCUUGGCAACGUAGUUAGCUAGCUACCGGUACCACCACCUGAGAAACACUAUUUUCAUCCCCACUUCGAUACGGAAGUGACUUUUUCGUAGCAUGUUAGGAGACUGAGAUUAAGGUUGGGAAAGGAGUUAGGGUUAGCGAAAAUGCUCUCCAACCAUCGAAGUCGCGUGAAAAGUGUGUUCCACGUCACUUUGCAACGAAAACUAGCGUUUCUAUUUGACAGAUUCAGGUAGGUACCGCCCUGUUUGCUGCAAGGUGUCCAAUAGAAACGCUCGUUUUCGUUGCAAAACAGAACGUUUUACCAACUGUUUGGAGUAACGGGGUGUAAUCAGUAGUCCAAAAAGUUGCAAAACGCAACUAAAACGAGAGUUUAUAUUGGACAAUUUCAGGUAGGUCCAUCCCAGUUUGCUUCCGUUUAAGAAACGUUUUGCAACAGAAUCGGCAGAAUGAAUACACCAUAAGUAACGCUAGCUAGAUAACCCAUGAGACAAUUUGUGUAAAUGUCGAAAAUACAAUGACAUCAAAUUACUUUAUGCUUGCAUUUUGUCUUGAUAAUAAUUGCGCUGAACGUUAUCCAGAUAAAUAUAUCUUCGUUGGCUAGCCAGGCAAGGGAAUACGAGAGAGCCAUUGCAAACUGGGACAUGUAACGUUACAGUAGCUAGGUUGUAUAUUUGACCAAGGCUGGCAAUUCAGUGUAUAUAUAUAUAUUUUUUUUUAAAGGCUGCUAUCAAGGGGAAACUUCAAGAACUCGGUGCCUAUGUUGGUAAGUAUGAAUAUCAUCUGCUUUUGAUCUCAUGUGCAUCUGCUGCAAUCUGACUGUUUACCUUCUAAAAUGAGUUGAAGAAUCCCUUGCUUCAGAUGUGAUUUGUUUUACUAUUGUCACUGUCUCUCUCCAGAUGAAGAACUACCAGACUAUAUCAUGGUUAUGGUGGCCAACAAGAAGACUUCACAGCAGAUGUCUGACGACCUGGCCCUCUUCCUUGGAAACAACACCAUCACGUUUACUUUCUGGUAUGUAGCUAGGCCCGGUCCCAGAUCUGGUUGUACUAUCUUGCCAAAUUCUAAGGUAAUUGAAUCGCUGUUUGGCAAGACGGCACAAACAGAUCUGGGACCGGGUUACAGCUAGUUCGGUGUCUUGAGUUCAGAGGGGUAACUAUGUAUGAUCUAUUUCCAUGGGUGUAAACACUUCUCCUAAACCUGGCGUGUUGUCAUUAACAGGUUACAUGGAGUCCUGGAGAAACUGAGGUCUGUGGCAGUAGGUAAGUUCACAGGUUACAUGGAGGCCUGGAGAAACUGAGGUCUGUGGCAGUAGGUAAAUUCCGGUAACACCAAAGGAGUCUGUGCCUUCACUGAAAGUAAUACUGUAGCGAAUGGUGGGAGAGGGUAUCGUCCUUUCAGAGAUUAGAAGAACCCGAGUUGGGUUUGUAACAGACUUCAAGGCCAGGGUCGUUACAAUACUAUAAUAUUAUGUCAUAUUUUUUUGUGUGUGUGUUGAGUGUCUACUCUCUCCUGUUCUUGAAUAGAGAGAGCACUUGUUUUAAAAUGCAUUGUAUCUGUUGAAAUGUUUUAUCUGUCCUUGUGUAACUAAAUUGACAAUCUCUCUCUGUGUAUAUCUAGAACCAGCGUCCCUGAGGUCUCCGCUCUACUCGGACACCUCAGCAGGGAAGAGCGAGAGGAAGGGCGGGGGCUCACAGGGGCUUGCGGUGUCCAGUUUGCUCUCUGAUAGGACGGAGGCCCGCGUGUCCAGCUCCGCCCAUGAGCACAGGUAAGUGUUGCUGUUGUAUUGAUUUUGAAACGUGAUUAAAUGUUGAAAAGAGCACUGUUCUAGUUGGCUUCGAUAAUGUGGAAGAUCCUUAACACUAACGCAUAACACCUCUGAAGACAUGCAUGUUGUUCAAUGAUAUGGCGCUUCAGCAUUUUAUCAGAAACAAAUAGGGUGAAACAGCCCAGCUUUGACUCACACACUGACAGUACUGUCAUUCUGUCCAGAAGGGUCUCCUCAGACAAGACCUCCUCGUCCCGCCUCACCUCCACGGUCAAGCCCCUGGUGGACUCCUCCGAGGCCGUCAUCGACAUCAAGCCUGAGCUGGACGAUGACCUCAUCGGCGAGGACCCCGUGGACAUGGGCGUCCUGCCUGGUCGCCUGCGUGGAUCUACCUCCGGAGGAGGAGGAGGAGGGGGGCGGGCGUCGGCCCAGAUCUACCGGCCGCCCCAGGGCAGGCUCUCCUCCGGGACAGGCAGGUCGGCAGACGCCUACAGGUCCUCAGAGGGGUCCUCGGAGUCUCACAGCAGGCAGCAGCACGGCAGCCAAUACCUGGACAGUAGGAGCAGCAGAGACGGCAGGGUACAGGUAACCUUCACCACACUGUGUGUGGAUGUGGCCCAUGUUAGUUAGGAUGGUGAAUAACCGGAGGACAGAAAAUGCUCUUACACCUCCAAGUCAAUAUUGGGUUUCCCUUCUGUCACUAACUGUCUUGUCUGGUGCUGUUGUCUCCAGCAACAGGAGGGGGUAUCGAGGAAGCGUAGGGCCCCAGUGGUGAGCUCCGUGGUGCGGGUGAACCAGACGGCUGACGAGGGUCCAGACAGUGAUGAGCUGGAGGAGGAGGAGGAGGAUGACGAGGAGGAUGAAGGAUACGGAGUCAAGAGCAUGUCCAGUAGAGUGUCCCUGCCUUCCAAGCCAGAACGCAAGUAAGAGAACUCACACACACCAUCACUGUCUCUCUCUUUUACGCUCUCCUGUUCAUUAAGGUUCAUCUGGUCUGUGUUUCUUUUGCUUCUUGUUUUGCUAAGUAGCAGCUCUUAGUCCUAGUUAAAGUGAAAACCUUAGGACAGUUAGUUAGCGUGAACCUUAGGACAGUUAGUUAGCGUGAACCUUAGGACAGUUAGUUAGCGUGAACCUUAGGACAGUUAGUUAGCGUGAACCUUAGGACAGUUAGUUAGCGUGAACCUUAGGACAGUUAGUUAGCGUGAACCUUAGGACAGUUAGUUAGCGUGAACCUUAGGACAGUUAGUUAGCGUGAAAACCUUAGGAAGGACAGGUAUUUAGCGUGGGAACCGUUAGUUAGUUAACUGUCCGUCCUAAACUGUCUGUAUCCGGUUUUAAACAUCCCUUUCUUGUCUUACACAUAAAUUGUACACUUCAUUGUUGGUGUCCCCAGUGUGUUGUCUGUGUGUUGACCUAUGUCUCUGUGGGUUUCUAGACCCUCCCUUCCCCCGGCCAAACAGGCCAACAAGAACCUGCUGAUGAGGGCUAUUGCUGAGGCCCAGAUCUCCAUCAACAAGACUACAGCCUACCCAGCUGGUAUGUCUCACUCUGUCUUCACUGUCUGUCUAUCUGUCUGAGUGAAGAUGAUUACCUUAUUAUAGUCAUCCCUAAAGGUUCAGAAAAUAUGGUUCCUUUGCCCCUUCCUGUUGCAAUGAUGCCUUCGCUGUCUCACUGUCAAUCUGCCUGAAUGAAGAAUACAUCUAACUAUAAGACACGAAGCCUACCCAUAAUGCAUUGCCCUGUUUAUUAUCCUGACACCUGGGUCGUAUUCACUAGGCACCAAAUGGAUAAAACGGACUGAAAUGUUGAGGGACUAACCACUACCUGAACGUGUUAAAUAAGAAACCCUUGUUUUAGUUUUUCGUUGCAAAAUGCUUUACUACGUUGUGUACUAAUGAGUACGACCCUGUUGCCUUCAUGUCUUCCCCCCCAGUACCACAGAGACAGACAGUUCCCGUGGCUCCCAGGACCCGUUCAGCCAGCGACGAGAUGAACGCAGCCAUCCAGCUGGUUCAGGAGCACCUCCACGGCCUUGCCCCCAGGGGGCAGACUUACCCCCUCUCAGAGUCUCAGCCCCACAGGCAGCUAGGUACAGUGCAUUGGGAAAGUCUUCAGACCCCUUGACUUUUUCCGCAUUUUGUUACGUUACAGCUUUAUUCCAAAAAAAUGAUUAAAUUGUUUUUUUCCCUCAUCAAUCUACACACAAUACCCCAUAAUGACAAAGCAAAAACUGGUUUUCAGAUGUUUUUAUAAUGUUUAUUUUGCAGAUGUAUUAAACAUACAAAACAGAAAUAUUACAUUUUACAUAAGUAUUCAGACCCUUUACUCAGUACUUUGUUGAAGCACCUUUGGCAGCGAUUACAGCCUCGAGUCUUCUUGGGUAUGAUGCUACAAGCUUGGCACACCUGUAUUUGGGGAGAUUCUCCCAUUCUUCUCUGCAGAUCCUCUCAAGCUCUGUCAGGUUGGAUGUGGAGCGUUGCUGCACAGCUAUUUUCAGGUCUCUCCAGAGAUAUUCGAUCGGGUUCAACUCUGGGCUCUGGCUGGGCCACUCAAGGACAUUCAGAGACUAGUCCUGAAGCCACUCAUGCGAUGUCUUGGCUGUGUGCUUAAGGUCGUUGUCCUGUUGGAAGGUGAAUCUUCGCCCCAGUCUGAGGUCCUGAGCGCUCUGGAGCAGGUGUUCGUCAAGGAUCUCUCUGUACUUUGCUCCGUUCAUCUUUCCCUCGAUCCUGAUAAGUCUCCCAGUCCCUGCUGCUGAAAAACAUCCCCACAGCAUGAUGCUGCCACCACCAUUUUUCACCGUAGGGAUGGUGCCAGGUUUCAUCCAGACGUGACGCUUCGCAUUCAGGCCAAAGAGUUCAAUCUUGGUUUCAUGGUCUGAGAGUCCUUUCGGUGCCUUUUGGCAAACUCAAAGCGGGCUGUCAUGUGCCGUUUAUUGAGGAGUGGCUUCCGUCUGGCCACUCUACCAUAAAGGCCUGAUUGGUGGAGUGCUGCAGAGAUGGUUGUCCUUCUGGAAGGUUCUCCCAUCUCCACAGAGGACCUCUGGAGCUCUGUCAGAGUGACCAUCGGGUUCUUGGACACCUCCCUGACCAAGGCCCUUCUCCCCCGAUUGCUCAGUUUGUCCGGGCGGCCAGCUCUAGGAAGAGUCUUGGUGGUUCCAAACUUCUUCCAUUUAAGAAUGAUGGAGGCCACUGUGUUCUUGGGGACCUUCAAUGCUGCAGACAUUUUUAAUACCCUUCCCCAGAUCUGUGUCUCGACACAAUCCUGUCUCGGAGCUCUACGGACAAUUCCUUCGACCUCAUGGCUUGGGUUUUGCUCUGACAUGCACUGUCAACUGUGGGACCUUUAUAUAGACAGGAGUGUGCCUUUCCAAAUCAUGUCCAAUCAAUUGAAUGUACCCCAGGUGGACUCCAAUCAAGUUGUAGAAACAUCUCAAGGAUGAUCAAUGGAAACAGGAUGCACCUGAGCUCAAUUUCGAGUCUCAUAGUAAAGGGUCAGAAUACCUAUGUAAAUAAGGUAUUUCUGUUUAUAUUUUAAAUACAAAAUAAAAACCUGUUUUAUGCUUUGUUAUUAUGGGGUAUUGUGUGUAGAUUAGCAUUUUUUAAAAACCAUUUUAGAAUAAGGCUGUAACGUAACAAAAUGUGGAAAUCGGGAAGGGGUCUGAAUACUUUCCGAAUGCACUGUAUAUCAAGACACCAAGGCCCAAUCCCAAACCCAACCCCUAAUCCCUCCGCCCUAUGCCCUUGUGGAGAUCUGGGAGGCUUUUAUUAGUAUAGGCAAUCUGGGGAAACCUCCACCUAGCACUACUAUUAUUAUUAUCCAUAUUCAUACACCUGUCAAAUCCACUCAGAUCUCCAUCAGUGCAUCAGGCAUAGGGGUCGAAUUGGGAUUGGGCCCAUGACUUACCAUCUCAUUAGCGGAGCCUGAUUGUUGGUGUUUGUCCUGAUGUAACUGUACUGUCUGGUGUCGUCCUCUAGUCCAGUCCCUGGCCUCUCGGCUGCAGUUAGACGUGCCAGAGGACAUGAGAGCGCAGCACAGUGGCUAUUUAUGUGAGUGUCCUAUUUUAACCCAAAUUUAUUUUCCAACCAUAAUUUUUUUUUCAUUCCGUUCCACUGUUCCGACCUGCGAAAUAAAGUUCUGAACCGGUUCGAAAACCCCAGAAAAGUAACUAUUUAUAUCAUUCCUUUCUGUUCCGUUUUAAACCUUUUUGAAAUUGAUUUUUUUUUCUUUCUACAUUUAUCUCGACAUUAAAUGACUUCACCAAUCAGAGAAGCUUGCUGUGGAGCGGGUCAGCUAUAGCUCAGUGAGUUGUUUACAUGCGUGAUGGAGGACAAGUGUAGGGAGCCAGAUGCAGAGAGCGUGAGAGAGGGUGGAGGAGGCUUGCCUUGAAGCGCUGGGCAUCUUGUGAUGACAUGCAUUAUCUGAAUUAGACCCACAGAAUUAUACCUACGGAGGAACGGCUUCUAUGAAGGACCUUUGAAUGUCUUUGAACUGCAGAGAGUUGCCUUAACGUUGGAUCAGAGCAAACGUUAGCUAGCUAGCAAGCUUCUGUGUUCAGAGCAGCACUAGAAUUAAUAAAAACACGUCUUACCUUUUUGUAGUUAAUAAAUCCAAUGUGAAACGUGAUAACUAUAGUUUCCUCAACUAGCAUUGAAAAAGUUAAUCCAUUCUUCUCUAAUAAAAAUUUCUGAAUCUUUCUUGUAACGUCGGUAGUACAGUAGCCUGUGGGCAGUUAGCCUACACAUGCGUACACAGACACUGGCAAAGAUUUUCAGAUGGCAUGCAGACACUGGAAUACGUUCUUUGUGGGACUGAAAAAAAAAAUGCCCCGGGAACGUUAUUAACCGCUUCCCAUGCUUUUUUAAAAUAACAAUUCUCUUCCGGAACAGUAUAGAUCACUUUUAGUUUUCGGUUCUGGUUUCUGUUCCUUGAAAAAUGUUUGUUAUUUUCUGGUUUUCUGUUCUGUUCCCUGAACCGGUUCCAAUCCCUGGUUUUGACCACAAUAUCCUAACCUUACCUGGGAUUGUAGCCUUGGGAUGCCCAAGUUAAACAUCAGGGCCCAUAUUAAGAGUAGGACUGGGGUGGCAGGUAGCUUAGUGGUUAAGAGCGUUGUUCCGGUAACCGAAAGAUCGCUGGUUCUAAUCCCCGAGCCGACUAGGUGAAAAAUCAGUCUGUGCCCUUGAGCAAGGCACUUAACCCUAAUUGCUCCUGUAAGUCGCUCUGGAUAAGAGCGUCUGCUAAAAUGACUAAAAUGUAAAUGAUCUAGGAUCAGGUCCAUGUAAUCGUAUUCAUUGUGAAUAGACAAGAACAGCUCAAGGACAGAACUAUUUGUCUAACACACCGGGGAGUAGGACUGCUUUGUUUAACUCUUAACUCAGGACACCCCCUUUGACACCCGCUCCUUUAGAUUGACUCCUAUAGUACGCAGUGCAGCCUAUAGCAUCAGGUGGAACGUGUGUAGCUAACUGUAACUGACAACAUGACUAACUCUGUCUUUCCUCCCACCAGUGCCGGAGGUGGCAGAGGGGAGCGGUCUGAAGCCUUUUGACACCCGCUCCUUCAUCGUGAGGAGGUCUGAGCUGGGGGAGGAGGUGGUUCCUGUCAGGAGCAGACUGGGACAACUGGAGCAGGAGGUGAGGAGGAGGAGGAAGAUGAUUAUGAUGAUGAUUAUUAUUUUGUCAUUUUACAGCGUGUCAGCAUAAAAAUACAUGUAGACAGAUAAUAUAUGAUUAAAGUUAAAACAAUUCAACCACUCAUGAAGAUGUACUGUUACCCACUAUUGUAAACUCAAACACACAAUGUUCUUAAUGUUACUUGCCUUUUAAGGUAACAUCAGUUUACAGCAUGUUUUUUUCUAACACAACCAACUAGAACUUUUGUUUACAUUAUAAGCUCAUACAACUGCAUUUAAAGUCAUCAAGGACGACACUGAAGUUUACCAACGUGUUUCCAAUGUGGUCCCGUUAGGUACCUAUGAGGACUAGGCUGGGGUUAGAGGAGGUGGCACCUCCUAUGAGGGGUGGACUGGAGGAGGUGGCAUCUCCUAUGAGGAGUAGACGGGAGGAGACUAUAGUGCCUAUGAGGAGCAGGCUGGGAGCCAUGGUCAAGGAGGAGUUCCUACCAGCUACUCCACGCAUGGUGCAGCCAGCCAGGUAUAUCAUACUGACUACCUUCUUCAUGACUCUCACUGACUACCCUCUUCAUGACUCUCACCGACUACCCUCUUCAUGACUCUCACCGACUACCCUCUCACCGACUACCCUCUUCAUGACUCUCACCGACUACCCUCUCACCGACUACCCUCUUCAUGACUCUCACCGACUACCCUCUCACCGACUACCCUCUUCAUGACUCUCACCGACUACCCUCUUACUGACUCUUACUGACUACCCUCUCACCGACUACCCUCUCACCGACUACCCUCUCACCGACUACCCUCUUCAUGACUACCCUCUUAAUGACUCCGACUGCUGGCUUAGAUAUUUCCGUGACACGUUGUUGCAGCAGCUGGGUUCCAGCAUGGCUGACUGAAAACAAGCUGGCCCCAUAAUAUAUCUGCUGGCCCCAUAAUAUAUCUGAUGGCCCCAUAAUAUAUCUGAUGGCCCCAUAAUAUAUCUGCUGGCCCCAUAAUAUAUCUGAUGGCCCCAUAAUAUAUCUGAUGGCCCCAUAAUAUAUCUGAUGGCCCCAUAAUAUAUCUGAUGGCCCCAUAAUAUAUCUGAUGGCCCCAUAAUAUAUCUGAUGGCCCCAUAAUAUAUCUGCUGGCCCCAUAAUAUAUCUGCUGGCCCCAUAAUAUAUCUGCUGGCCCCAUAAUAUAUCUGCUGGCCCCAUAAUAUAUCUGAUGGCCCCAUAAUAUAUCUGAUGGCCCCAUAAUAUAUCUGAUGGCCCCAUAAUAUAUCUGAUGGCCCCAUAAUAUAUCUGAUGCCAGCCGAGGGGCAUAGAUAGGCUAGUUAGCUAACCAUGCACCUAAACUAGGCUGGAAAUAAACAAAACCGUCAUAAUGCUUUUGUGUGUAUCUCUCCCUCCCUUCCCCCCUCUCCCUCCCUUCCCCCUCUCCCUCCCUUCCCCCCUCUCCCUUCCCUCCCCCCUCUCCCUUCCCUCCCCCCUCUCCCUUCCCUCCCCCCUCUCCCUUCCCUCCCCUCUCCCUUCCCUCUCCCUUCCCUCCCUUCCCCCUCUCCCUUCCUCUUCCCUUCCCUCCCUUCCCCCCCCCCUCCCUCCCCUUCCCCCCUCUCCCUCCUUCCCCUCUCUCCCUUCCCUCCCCCCGCUCCCUUCCCUUCCCCCUCUCCUUCCCUCCCCCCUCUCCCCUUCCCUCCCCCCUCUCCCUUCCCUCCCCCCCCUCUCUCCCCCUCCUCUCUCCUCCCUUCCCCUCCCUCCUCUCCUCCCCCUUCCCCUCCCUCCUCUCCCCCCUUCCCCGUCCCCCCUCCCUCUCCCCCCUUUCCCUGCUCCCUCCCCCCUCUCCCUCCCCUUCCCCCCUCUCCCCCUCUCCUUCCCCCCUCUCCCCUCUCUCUCCCUCUCCCUCCCCUCCCUCCCUCCCCUUCCCUCUCCCUCCCUCCCCUCCCUUUCCUCCCCCUCUACCUUCUCCCCUCUCUCCCUCCCUCUCCCCUCUCCCCUCUUUUCCUCCCCCCUCUCCCCUCUUCCUCCUCCCUAGCCGUGAGAAGUCUGAAGCCGCGAGGUCAGCCAGUCCUAAGUUCAUUGUGACCCUGGAUGGGGUUCCUAGCCCCCUGGGUAACCUAGGAGACUGUGACAUGGAGGCAGAUGACAGUUGUCCUAAACCAGCCAAGACCCCCAUGCCUGACCCCUCCAUCCACCUCAGAACAAAACCCAAACUCAGCAUCUACCACAGACUGCAGGGGGAGCCACAAUACUCAGACGGUAAUAUUUAGUAUUUUACCAGGUUAGCCUCAUUUGAGAUGAACUAUCUCUUUUUUACGAGAGACCUGGCCAAAAUUGCAGCACAGACACAUUUGCAACAUCAAAUACACAGCACUACAGUUUUAAAAAUACAUACAUUUAGACAUUGAACAACCUUUUGUAGCUGAGAUAGCUGUCAGUUACACCAGAGCUCCCUUAGGGUUGGUUUCCACUGCUUCGUGCCCAGUGUUUCUAGUCUGUUUUCUCCCUGACUGGAGAUGUUCACCAGCCACCACUGUCAGUGUCAGCGACCAAACUACCGGAAAUCACUAUUUUCCGAUGGAAAGCGGUUCUGCCAAGGUGAGGAGGCUUUUGGGCAUUUUGCAGUAGGAAUGCAACCAGAGUUGAGCAAGGUUGACCUUCAUGGAAAUCAUCAGUGAAGUCGCGAUCAGGGAGGGAGGAUGUUGGAAGACAGAUUUGACACAAACAAUGACAUUCUAGACGAUUCUGUGCUUACAACUUUGUGGCAACAGUUUGGGGAAGGCCCUUUCCUGUUUCAGCAUGACAAUGCCCCUGUGCACAAAGCGAGGUCCAUACAGAAAUGGUUUGUCGAGAUCGGUGUGGAAGAACCAACAUCUAGUGGAAAGCCUUCCCAGAAGAGUGGAGGCAGUUAUAGCAGCAAAGGGGGGACCAACUCCAUAUUAAUGUCCCAUGAUUUUCAAAUGAGAUGUUCGACGAGCAGGUGUCCACAUACUUUUGGUCAGGUAAUGUAUCUCAUCCUAUCAUGUCAUCCCUCUGUUUCAGAAGAAGGGAUGGAGGAGGCGGGUCCUGUGAAGAGACAGAAGGUUCUGGAGCGGUGCAAGUUCUGGCCUGUCUGUAAGAGUGGAGACAACUGUGUCUUCCAUCACCCCACUACACAGUGCAAGUAGGUACCACCACCCCACAGUAGGUUCCACCACCCCACAGUAGGUACCACCACCCCACAGUAGGUUCCACCACCCCACAGUAGGUUCCACCACCCCACAGUAGGUUCCACCACCCCACAGUAGAUUCCACCACCCCACAGUAGAUUCCACCACCCCACAGUAGGUUCCACCACCCCACAGUAGGUUCCACCACCCCACAGUAGGUACCACCACCCCACAGUAGGUACCACCACCCCACAGUAGGUUCCACCACCCCACAGUAGGUUCCACCACCCCACAGUAGGUUCCACCACCCCACAGUAGGUUCCACCACCCCACAGUAGGUUCCACCACCCCACAGUAGGUUCCACCACCCCACAGUAGGUUCCACCACCCCACAGUAGGUACCACCACCCCACAGUAGGUUCCACCACCCCACAGUAGGUUCCACCACCCCACAGUAGGUUCCACCACCCCACAGUAGGUACCACCACCCCACAGUAGGUUCCACCACCCCACAGUAGAUUCCACCACCCCACAGUAGAUUCCACCACCCCACAGUAGAUUCCACCACCCCACAGUAGGUUCCACCACCCCACAGUAGGUUCCACCACCCCACAGUAGGUUCCACCACCCCACAGUAGGUUCCACCACCCCACAGUAGGUUCCACCACCCCACAGUAGGUUCCACCACCCCACAGUAGGUUCCACCACCCCACAGUAGGUUCCACCACCCCACAGUAGGUUCCACCACCCCACAGUAGGUACCACCACCCCACAGUAGGUACCACCACCCCACAGUAGGUUCCACCACCCCACAGUAGGUUCCACCACCCCACAGUAGGUUCCACCACCCCACAGUAGGUUCCACCACCCCACAGGGUGGUACCCCACAGUAGGUUCCACCACCCCACAGUAGGUUCCACCACCCCACAGUAGGUUCCACCACCCCACAGUAGGUUGGUACCCCACAGUAGGUUCCACCACCCCACAGUAGGUUCCACCACCCCACAGUAAGUGUUUUUGACUGAUGCCCUCAAUGGAGUGAUACAGGUUAUGCAAAAUGUAAUGUAGGAAUAUUAACACCUGUAAAGCAUUGUGCUGAAAUGUGGUUUUAGACUUUUAGCUGCAGAGUCACUGAUACCUUUUAUAUUGACUUAACUCAUGUUUCCUUCCCCAUCUCUGUGGCCAGGGCCUUUCCCAGCUGUAAGUUUGGGGACAAAUGCCUGUUCGUCCAUCCGAACUGUAAAUUUGACGGCAAGUGUUCCAAACCAGACUGCCCCUUUACCCACGUCAGCCGCAGAGGCCCCGCCCCCUACACACCCCCAGCCAGACCUGGUAUAUGUACACACCUUUUAUGGUCUUUUAACAGAAGCUUUUAUCCAAAGCAAUGUACAGUUCAUAGUAAGACAUGUUUCUUAUAGUAUGGCUGUUGAGAUACGGUCUUCAUUGGGCCAACAUUGUCCUUCACUGGCCCAACAGUGACCUUCAAUGGGCCAACAGUGACCUUCACUGGGCCAACAGUGACCUUCACUGGGCCAAAUUGCAUGUGGCUUUUGAAGUUUGUAGGAAGUUAGAAUUUUUCUAAAAGCGGUGUUGUUUCUUGGUUUUGUCGUCCUGCAGUGCCUCCACCUCAGUCCAGAAGUGUGUGUCGUUUCUUCCCGGAGUGUAAGAAGACAGACUGCCUCUUCUACCACCCCAAGGUCAGAUCCCGAUAAUGGUAACGGUUGAGUGGUUGAUGGUGUGUCUGUGUCCACCCCGAGGUCAGAUCCCGAUAACGGUUGAGUGGUUGAUGGUGUGUCUGUGUCCACCCCAAGGUCAGAUCCCGGUAACGGUAACGGUUGAGUGGUUGAUGGUGUGUCUGUGUCCACCCCGAGGUCAGAUCCCGAUAACGGUUGAGUGGUUGAUGGUGUGUCUGUGUCCACCCCGAGGUCAGAUCCCGAUAACGGUUGAGUGGUUGAUGGUGUGUCUGUGUCCACCCCGAGGUCAGAUCCCGGUAACGGUUGAGUGGUUGAUGGUGUGUCUGUGUCCACCCCGAGGUCAGAUCCCGAUAACGGUUGAGUGGUUGAUGGUGUGUCUGUGUCCACCCCAAGGUCAGAUACCGAUAACGGUUGAGUGGUUGAUGGUGUGUCUGUGUCCACCCCGAGGUCAGAUCCCGAUAACGGUUGAGUGGUUGAUGGUGUGUCUGUGUCCACCCCGAGGUCAGAUCCCGAUAACGGUUGAGUGGUUGAUGGUGUGUCUGUGUCCACCCUGAGGUCAGAUCCCGAUAACGGUUGAGUGGUUGAUGGUGUGUCUGUGUCCACCCCGAGGUCAGAUCCCGAUAACGGUUGAGUGGUUGAUGGUGUGUCUGUGUCCACCCCGAGGUCAGAUCACCGAGUAACGGUUGAGUGGUUGAUGGUGUGUCUGUGUCCACCCGAGGUCAGAUCCCGUAACGGUUGAGUGGUUGAUGGUGUGUCUGUGUCCACCCCAGGUCAGAUACCGAUAACGUUGAGUGUGAUGUGUCUGUGUCCACCCCGAGGUCAGAUCCCGUAACGGUUGAGUGGUUGAUGGUGUGUCUGUGUCCACCCACGAGUCAGAUCCGAUACGGUUGAGUGGUUGAUGGUGUGUUGUGUCCACCCAGAGGUCAGGAUACCCGAUAACGGUUGAGUGGUUGAUGGUGUGUCUGUGUCCACCCGAGGUCAGAUCCCGAUAACGGUUGAGUGUUGAUGUGUGUCUGUGACCCGAGUCAGGAACCCACGACAUAGUAUCAUGACUGGAGUAGUCUGUUCACCCGGCAGGUAUGACACACGUUAACGUGAUGGCCUGUACUUUCCACCCCAGUGCAGGUACCACCAUACACGCCUAGUGGAUUUCUAGGCCCAGGCAGGCCCUCAAGUGGACUAAGGCCCUCAGUAACCACCCAUCAAGUAUAUUACCCAGGCAGGUAACCACACAUUAUACAUACCUAGUAUUAUCUACCCAGGGCAGGUAACCACACAUUAUACAUACCUAGUAUUAUCUACCCAGGGCAGGUAACCACACAUUAUACAUACCUAGUAUUAUCUACCCAGAGCAGGUAACCACACAUUAUACAUACCUAGUAUUAUCUACCCAGAGCAGGUAACCACACAUUAUACAUACCUAGUAUUAUCUACCCAGGGCAGGUAACCACACAUUAUACAUACCUAGUAUUAUCUACCCAGAGCAGGUAACCACACAUUAUACAUACCUAGUAUUAUCUACCCAGAGCAGGUAACCACACAUUAUACAUACCUAGUAUUAUCUACCCAGGGCAGGUAACCACACAUUAUACAUACCUAGUAUUAUCUACCCAGAGCAGGUAACCACACAUUAUACAUACCUAGUAUUAUCUACCCAGAGCAGGUAACCACACAUUAUACAUACCUAGUAUUAUCUACCCAGAGCAGGUAACCACACAUUAUACAUACCUAGUAUUAUCUACCCAGAGCAGGUAACCACACAUUAUACAUACCUAGUAUUAUCUACCCAGAGCAGGUAACCACACAUUAUACAUACCUAGUAUUAUCUACCCAGGGCAGGUAACCACACAUUUAUACAUACCUAGUAUUAUCUACCCAGGGCAGGUAACCACACAUUAUACAUACCUAGUAUUAUCUACCCAGGGCAGGUAACCACACAUUAUACAUACCUAGUAUUAUCUACCCAGAGCAGGUAACCACACAUUAUACAUACCUAGUAUUAUCUACCCAGGGCAGGUAACCAGGUAACCACACAUUAUACAUACCUAGUAUUAUCUACCCAGGGCAGGUAACCACACAUUAUACAUACCUAGUAUUAUCUACCCAGAGCAGGGAACCACACAUUAUACAUACCUAGUAUUAUCUACCCAGAGCAGGUAACCACACAUUAUACAUACCUAGUAUUAUCUACCCAGGGCAGGUAACCACACAUUAUACAUACCUAGUAUUAUCUACCCAGAGCAGGUAACCACACAUUAUACAUACCUAGUAUUAUCUACCCAGGGCAGGUAACCAGGUAACCACACAUUAUACAUACCUAGUAUUAUCUACCCAGGGCAGGUAACCACACAUUAUACAUACCUAGUAUUAUCUACCCAGAGCAGGGAACCACACAUUAUACAUACCUAGUAUUAUCUACCCAGGGCAGGUAACCACACAUUAUACAUACCUAGUAUUAUCUACCCAGGGCAGGUAACCACACAUUAUACAUACCUAGUAUUAUCUACCCAGAGCAGGUAACCACACAUUAUACAUACCUAGUAUUAUCUACCCAGGGCAGGUAACCACACAUUAUACAUACCUAGUAUUAUCUACCCAGGGCAGGUAACCACACAUUUAUACAUACCUAGUAUUAUCUACCCAGGGCAGGUAACCAGGUAACCAGGUAACCAAUAAAACACUGCCUGCAGAAAGUAUUCAAACCCCUUUCACUUUUUCCACAUUUUGUUAAAAUACUGUUAUUAAGUGGGAUUGAAAUUGAACUUUUUUGGGGGGGAGAAACAAAUGUAACAUUUUGGAAAUGCAACAUAUAUAUAUAUAUAUUUUAAAUACAUUUACAUUUACAUCAUUUAGCAGACGCUCUUAUCCAGAGCGACUUACAAAUUGGUGCAUUCAACUUAUGAUAGCAAGUGGGAUUACUUUAUACUAUUCCAGGUAUUCCUUAAAGAGGUGGGGUUUCAAGUGUCUCCGGAAGUAAAUAAAACACAAAUAUAUCUUGAUUGGAUAAGUAUUCUACACCCUGAGUCAAUACAUGUUAGAAUCACCUUUGGCAGCCAUUACAGCUGUAAGUCUUUCUGGGUAAGUCUCUAAGAGCUUUGCAUGCCUGGAUUGUACAAUAUUUGCACAUUAUUCUUUUUUAAAUUCUUCAAGCUCCGUCAAGUUGGUUGUUGCUCAUUUCUAGACAGCCCUUUUCAAGUCUUGCCAUAAGAUCUUCAAGAUGAUUUAAGUAAAAAUUGUAACUAGGCCACUCAGGAACAUUCAAUGUUGUCUUGGGAAGCAACUCCAGUGUAUAUUUGGCCUUGUGUUUUAGGUUAUUGUCCUGCUGAAAGGUGAAUUUGUCUCCCAGUGUCUGUUGGAAAGCAGACUGAACCAGGUUUUCCUCUAGGAUUUUGCCUGUGCUUAGAUCUAUUGUUUCUUUUUAUCCUAAAAACCUCCCCAGUCCUUGCUGAUGACAAGCAUACCCAUAACACGAUGCAGCCACCAACAUGCUUGAAAAUAUCAAGUGUUACUCAGUGACGUGUUGUGUUGGAUUUGCCCCAAAUAUAACGCUUUUUAUUCAGGACAUAAAGUGAAUUUCUUUGCCACAUUUUUUUUAGUUUUACUUUAAUGCCUUAUUGCAAACAGGAUGCAUGUUUUGGAAUAUUUUUUAUUCUGUACAGGCUUCCUUCUUUUCACUCUGUCAUUUAGGUUAGUAUUGUGGAGUAACUACAAUGUUGUUGAUCCAUCCUCAGUUUUCUCCUAUCACAGCCAUUCAACUCUGUAAGUCACCAUUGGCCUCAUGGUGAAAUCACUGAGCGGUUUCCUUCCUCUCUGGCAACUGAGUUAGGAAGAAUGCCUGUAUCUUUGUAGUGACUGGGUGUAUUGAUACACCAUCUAAAGUGUAAUUAAUAACUUCACCAUGCUCAAAGGGAAAUUCAAUGUCUGCUUUUUAUUUCUACCAAUAGGUGCCCUUCUUUGCGAGGCGUUGGAAACCCUCCCUGGUCUUUGUGGUUAAAUCAGUGUUUUAAGUCCACUGCUCGACUGAGGGAACUUACAGAUAAUUGUAUGUGUGGGGUACAGAGUUGGGGUAUUCAAACAAAAAUCAUGUUAAACACUUAUUGCACACAGUGAGUCCAUGAAACGUAUUAUGUUACUUGUUAAGCAAAUUUUUACUCCUGAACUUUAGGCUUUCCAUAACAACAGGGUUGAAUAUUUAUUGAUUCAAAACAUUUCAGUUUUAACAUUUUUAUUAAUCUGUAAAAAAAAAAAAAUAGACCAGUGACGUCUCAAUUUAAUAAAUGUUUAAAUCAGGUUCUAAUACAACAUUUAGAAAAAAUCAAGGGGUGUGAAUACUUUCUGAAAGUCCUGUACCUAGUAUUAUCUAACUCUAAAUAGUUUUUAACACCCAUUAAAAUUAUAUUAUAAUUUCAAUGUCCGGGUUUGUCUCACAUUUACAUUUUAGUCAUUUAGCAGACGCUCUUAUCCAGAGUGAGUGAGUGCAUACAUAUAUUAUAUAUUAUUUUUUCAUCAUGGCCCCCCCCCCCCCCCCCCCCCCCCCCCCCGUGGGAAUCGAACCCACAACCCUGGCGUUGCAAACGCCAUGCUCUACCAACUGAGCUACACGGUGUCUUAAAAGUUAAAGCACUGAUUUUGUUAUUUUGUCUUUCAAGUCAACAUUUCUUACUGACACUUUUGUUCCAAGUCUAAGUGACUUUCAUGAGACUGAUCACCAAACUGUGUUGUGUUUUUAGUCCUAAUGCAGUGCUUUGUUUUUCCUAGCUAGACUACAAGAGACGAGCAACCGAGACUGACUGAGUCAAUAUGAUGUGAAGCUAUUGAAGAUGGGAUUUGUUUUUAUUCUCUCGCGGUUUAAUUCUCGACAAUCUGGUCCAUCCUUCAUAUACUUUUAUUUCAUUUUAUUUGUGAAACUUGACAGAUUUUUGUUGUUGUUUUUUUGAUAUUGCUGAAAGUAAAUUAAAAUACUCUGUCAAGUUGU
This is a messenger RNA of Coregonus sp. 'balchen', 17249 nucleotides long. Lineage: Eukaryota; Metazoa; Chordata; Actinopteri; Salmoniformes; Salmonidae. The record is from the annotation of a GenBank genome assembly.